AUGUUGAUUUUUGAUCGACGGAGAGGUCGCCUUGUGAACGAUUUGGCCAGGUCGCUUUGUGAAGGAUUAAGGCCACAAGGAAGUGAUUGUGGUAUCGUAAAUGUUAAUAUCCCAACAAAUGGGGCUGAAAUUGGUGGCGCUUUUGGCGGUGAGAAAGCUACUGAAGGCGGCCGUGAAGCUGGAAGUGACUCUUGGAAACAAUAUAUGAGGCGUUCAACUUGCACAAUCAAUUAUGAAAGUGAAUUGCCUCUUGUCCAAGGAAUAAACUUUGGAUAG
Striga hermonthica is the source of this 276-nucleotide messenger RNA. The record is from the annotation of a GenBank genome assembly. NCBI's taxonomy places the organism in Eukaryota, Viridiplantae, Streptophyta, Magnoliopsida, Lamiales, Orobanchaceae.